GCCAGGACUUAGCCCCGCAUUCAGGUUGAGGGGAAGGGGUGCAGCCAGGCCUUGCUAACAGCUGCCUCCUGCAUGUGAGGAGCUUGCCCCAGAUGCGCUUUGCAGGAGGCAGGACUGUUGUUAUUAGGAAGAAGGUCAAGAACAAGAUACUGUAGCUAGAGAGAUUAUGACAUGGAAGUUUCUUUCUCUUCCCCAAAUUAGUGCUUUGUCAGAACAAAAUAUAGAAGGGGUUCAAAAAAAACUGGAAGAGUUUCUGAAUUUCAGACAAAUUAAGACAUCUUUGAAGGAAGCUGUUUUACUAGAUUAUUAUGUGUCGGGAUUUUGGUGGGCUAAAGAGAUGGACUUCACUCAUCUACAACUCUCAGGAUUCAUGGGCAUCUUAAACUUUCUGUUGGAGAACCUCAGCACCAAACAUAUUACGCUAGAAGACAACAUAAAAGAACUUGGGAGAGCAAUGGCUGGAAUAGGGGAGUCUCAUUCAGAAAAAGGUGGUGGCUUGGAUUUCUUCAGUGUUGAUCAAGCCAAGGCUAUAAUCAGUUACUUGAAGAUCAGUUUAUUUCAACACUAUAAACUAUAUGAAUAUCUUUUCCACAAUCCCAGGGAAGAACUUGUAAUAGGCGAUGAGCAGAACGUGGUUGAACUUGUCAAACCAAUGGAUACACUUUUCCCAGCUCCGUUAGAGGAAGGUAUAUCUUAUGAUAUGUAUUCAUCGUUUAUUGCAUUACCCCCAGAAUCAGAGGUGGAAACUGAGGAAAUCAAUCAAGAAUGUCAUCCAGAAGGACUCCAACCAGAAACAGAAUCCUUGGACAUAGAUCCUAUGGCUGGGUUCACCAUUGAAGAUGUUAAGUCAGUAUUGGGUCAGAUCACAAAUGAAAUUAUUGGCAGCCUUCAGACUGAGAUAAACGAAAAACUGCAAAUGGAGGAAGAGGCUUAUACUGUGAGAAUAGACAAAUUAAAAAAUACCUGAGUAGCUAGACAAGAAGUGGUGCUGAGCUUUAGAGAAAUCUAUGAAAACAAAAGGCGACAGUUAGCAUUAAUUUAAUUAUUUUUUUACAAAGGAAACCAUUGAGCUAAUGUUUGAGGAAAAUAUCCAUCCAAAUUUAACAACUUUACUGUCCCCUAAUAGCAUUUAUAUUUACUCUAUACUUAGUAAGAUAAAAGGAUGAGAAGGAUAUGUAGUUCAAAAAUAUAAAAGUGAAGUCUACUUCUAAAUAGUAAUUUCUGAUAAAAUGUUAAACUUCUCAGUAAUUCAACUCCUUUGUGUUCCUCCUAUUAUAAAAUAUUUUUAAAUAUGAUUCUAGCAUUCCACCCCCCCAAUCUACAGUAUUUUCAUAAAUUUUCACUGAUGGAAAUACAUAUUGUUGGCUUACAAUAGAGAACACCAUAUGAAGACAUUGCGGAUAUAUUAAGGAGAGAAUGUCAUUAACAUGUAAUUAUACACUUUUGAUCUAAGAUUAUUUUCUUAAGUUCAUAUUAAAUUUUUUGCUGAACUUGUUAAAAACUCUAGUAUCAUUUAACAAUUUUUUUAUG
Messenger RNA from Trachemys scripta elegans, 1530 nucleotides. It is a transcript of the gene CABCOCO1, whose product is annotated as ciliary associated calcium binding coiled-coil 1. The record is from RefSeq and is a predicted model, not a curated record. The coding region runs from base 167 to 967 and encodes 266 amino acids. The transcript is spliced from 8 exons. NCBI's taxonomy places the organism in Eukaryota, Metazoa, Chordata, Testudines, Emydidae.